This is a messenger RNA of Dreissena polymorpha, 858 nucleotides long. RefSeq lists its product as uncharacterized. The record is from RefSeq and is a predicted model, not a curated record. NCBI's taxonomy places the organism in Eukaryota, Metazoa, Mollusca, Bivalvia, Myida, Dreissenidae. The transcript is spliced from 3 exons. The coding region runs from base 1 to 858 and encodes 285 amino acids.
AUGCAUGGAGACCCCUCUGUCGUCUUCAACGGUGAAAGCACUGCUGAAAACCUUAUGGUUGUCUCCAGUGUGGAAAGUAGUGGUGUCCCCUUGGUUGUGUCCACCAGGGAGGGUAAUGCUGUAUACCUCACAGUAAUCUGCAGCGAGGGCAUUGCUGAGGACCCCUUGGUUGUCUCUACUGGCAUUGCUACGGACUUAUUUGUUGUCUUUACAAGAGAGGGUAUUGCUGAGGACCCCUUGCUUGUCUCUACCAAAGAGAACAUCGCUGAGGACCCCUUUGCUGUCUCUACCAGAGAGGGCAUUGCUGAGGGCCCAUUGGUUGUCUCUACAAGAGAGGGUAUCGCUGAGGACCCAUUGGUUGUCUCUAUUGGUGAGGGCAUCGCUGAGGACCCCUUGGUUGUCUCUACUGGUGAAGGCAUUGAUAAGGACCCCUUGGUUGUCUCUACUGGUGAGGGCAUUGCUGAGGACCCAUUGGUUGUCUCUACAAGCGCGGCCAUCGCUGAGGACCCCUUGGUUGUCUCUACCAGAGAGGGCAUUGCUGAGGACCGCUUGGUUGUCUCUACCAGAGAGGGCAUCGCUGACGACCCCUUGGCUGUCUCUACUAGAGAGGGCAUUGCUGAGGACCCCUUGGUCGUCUCUACAAGAGAGGGCAUCGCUGAGGACCCCUUGGUUGUCUCUACAAAAGAGGGCAUUGCUGAGGACCCCUUGGUUGACUCUACAAGAGAGGGCAUCGCUGAGGACCCCUUGUUGGUAUUUACAAGAGAGGACAUCGCUGAGGACACCUGGAUUGAGGUCCUCCUGCCCCAUGAGGCUGCAUUAUGUGAGAACACAGUGUGUGUCCAAGGCUACAUCAUGUGA